AUGGCCGCCCAGGCACGAGACGUGCUGAACCACUACAACAUAUCCAAUCCGUUCCCGACAGAAUGGCCCACCGAGCUGGAUAGCGAUAACGAGGACGCGGACGCCCCCGGGGUUAGGCGAUCGCGCUCCCGCUAUUCCGCCUUGGAAAGGACCGCUAGUGAGCGGAAGAGCCUUCUCCCUGGAUCCCAGAGGACACCCGAGGGAAGAGCAAACAUAGCCCAGAAAGAUGAACCAGACCCUUUGGGUGCUCCUUCAAGCGUGGUGACCCGUUUAGCAAAUCUUGGCCAUGCGGUCGAAAGCGAUCCCCGGACGAGAAACCAAUUCAUGCUCUCUUCAAUAACCUUUUCUGCCAAAAUGUUUCUGGCGACGGCCCAUUCCGAGGACACCACAGAAGAUCUCAUACAAGGAUCCAAAUAUCUCGCAAGGUCUAUUGACCAGCAGUCCGCGCCACUCAAAGCCCUGGUGGAGACCAACUUUGAGCGCUUCGUCCGAGCCAAAGCUACUAUUGACAAUGUCUAUACGGAGAUGCGGAAUCAGGGAAUCGAUGCUAAUGCUAAUGCUCCCCCCUCUCCGCGCCACUCUCGUCGAAUCAGUGGCAUUCACUUCCGAAAUGUCAGCGGCGGCAGUGCCACUGGAGUAGCACCCCAACGUCCGAGUAAGAAUGCUUUACGCAAAGAAACAGACUACGGCGUGCAAGGGAUGAAAAGCUCGCUGUCAGAGGUCAGCCAAAAGGCCGAGGAUGUCUGGGGACCGGCAUUAGGAGGAAAAGAACGAGAAGCCAAAUUAAAAGUGAUGUUAAACGGGUUGGAGAAAGACCGGGCAAUCUUCGAGCUGGGUUCAAGUUUGAGCGAAGCUAUCAAUCAGAGAGAUUACGACAAAGUUGUGGAAUUAUACAACGCUGCUCGUCGAUAUGCUGCUGAGGCACGUGCCUUAGGUGAAGAUGCGAGGCAAACUGGCCGGGGUCUUUCAGAUGAUGAAGUCUAUCGGGUUAUCGUCGUGGGAAAAAUGUGGUCAAAUGCAGAUGAGCAAAUAAAGGCACUAAAACGAGACAUUUGGCGAAGACUUUCCACCACUUCGGCCACUCUUCCGCUUCCUGGGGCCUCGCAGGCAGAAGAGCACAUGGAGCUGAUCGCCGUUUUGUUACAUCUGGGUGUGGAGGAGAGUCCAAUCUGGGUAUAUCUACUGAGUAGGUAUGACUUCUUGAAGAACAAGAUUGCUGCUGUUGUGGAGAGAUCCAAGAUUGAAAUCGAGAUCUUACGCCGCCGACUGGCAGUUGGGGAACGUCCGUCCUCCCAAACCGUUGCGUCGUUCUUACGGCAGGCCUCCAAAGAGCGCCCCGAAGCUCUUGAUACCGAAGAUGUCGUCGAUUUCUGGAACUGCAUCUUGGCCUACUUCACCAAAUUGCUCUCUUUGUCAAGCGGGCUACUGGGAGAGGUCGUCGACUUUUGGGAGUCAGCACAGUCGUUUAUCAGUGGCAGCAAACAGAAGACUUUACCCACGGGCUAUGAGGGUGAGAGCAGUAAACACCUCCAGCUGUCCGAGGCGGAUGCCAAUGGGUUGCGAAGCGGUGCUACUGAACUGGUCGGCCAGCUGAGGGAUGCUGUCUUUUCUCUUUUUGCGGAUCCGCCCACCGAAGAUAUCUCUUCGUUAUUCUCGCCAGCACCGGGAUCCGCGGGUACACCAACUACUCCUCACAUGGGAGCUGCCUUUUCGCCCACCGACGGCCGAAUAGGCAAACUUGAUCCCAAUGACCUACCCGCAGCAGCAGCAAAGAAAGGUGAACCAUGGGAAGAUUAUGCAUUCUGGCCACCCCACUCUAACUCGCUGAGUGCCGUGCACUAUCUUCAGAAAAUCCUCACCCUGGUCGGAGUCGCUGCUGGCGAAAUGGUGGCUCUAGAAACAGUCAGCAACAACAAUGCAAUGUAUGAAAAGAUCAAGACCAUGAUCGCAGGGGCCCGGGAACGAAGCAUGCGAGCUGUUUGUGAGGCAUGGAGCAAGGAUGCUGAAAGCUGCAAGUCAAUGGAAGAUUGGGUGCGGUCGCCAGAAAAACGUGAUCAAACUCGCAUGCCGAUGUACAUUGAAGCCUUUGAGAGAAAGGUGUUGCAGGGUAUGCAACAAGUGUUGUACCUCUCCGACACGACACCCAAGUCUGGAGGGCGCGACAUAAUCACUCCCCCUCCAUCGAAGCUGUUGCAAAUGGUGCGGACUCAGUUCGUGAGCAGCAUUUACAAAGCAGUCAGCGGCAUGCUCGAAAACACGGAGGCUUUGAAACAAGGAGACGAAGAUGACUGGGUCUUGGUGACGAGCCUUAGCUCGAUUGCCGUUGGUGCCGCCCCGAGCGAAACGCUGGUGAAAGAUGCCAUCAACGCCUCAAGCCGCAACGUGCGCAUGCUAUUGACUAUGUCGAACCUGAAGGCCCUGCGGAAUGAGUAUGUACCAGCACUUAUCCAAGUUUUUGAGUCUUCGUUCUCGGUAAAGCUAGCGGAAGAGUCCAAGACGAUCAAGGACGUCUUUGGUCAAAUCGACGCCAAACUGUUCCAGGCAUACACCCGACCCAUGGUUGUGAACUUGACUCAGAUCAUCAAGGAGGGUAUCAACUCUCCAAACUGGGUGCCGGCAACGGCGAAACCAGAUCAAGUCAGACCGUACGUCUACGCUGCGCUGAUGAGACUAGUGAUGGUCCACACGGAAGUUUCGACGACUGUGCCGAGCACCACAGGGACCAACAGCCCACUCCUGGGCGAGAUCUUAUCCUAUAUGCUCGAAAACAUCUCUCAAGCUCUCCUUGAUGGGUUCAAAGAGCGUAGACCGAAUACAUACAGCCUCCCAGCACUGAUGCAAGCGACCCUUGACACGGAAUUCAUUGCGCAGACAAUGACGCACUAUUCGACUACGAGGGCAGGGGAAAUCCAGGGCCAGAUAUAUACGGAGUUAGACAAGAGGACGACGAACGAGGCGAGGACGAGAUUACAGCAGGAAUUGGGCGAUAUGCGGAUCGUGUUGAAGAAGCUGAGGGAAGGCAGUCGAAAUAGCUUUGGGUGUUUCAAGAAACCGAGGAGUAGUGACAAGGAGAAGGGCAGGCCGUUGGUGACGGCGCCAGCCUAG
This is a messenger RNA of Cladophialophora psammophila CBS 110553, 3105 nucleotides long. RefSeq lists its product as uncharacterized. Lineage: Eukaryota; Fungi; Ascomycota; Eurotiomycetes; Chaetothyriales; Herpotrichiellaceae. The record is from RefSeq and is a predicted model, not a curated record. Gene Ontology annotation, cellular component: exocyst. Bases 1 to 3105 code for a protein of 1034 amino acids. Gene Ontology annotation, biological process: Golgi to plasma membrane transport; exocytosis. The transcript has a single exon.